UCAACAGGACCUACCACCAGUGAGUAGCAGAACAAUGGUGGGAGACCUGACUGGAAUGCCACUAUUUUUCGGCUCAGCCAUCUAUGCAUUUGAAGGAAUCGGCGUGGUCCUGCCGCUGGAGAACAAGAUGAAGUCGCCGGAGGACUUUGCUGGACUGACAGGCGUGCUGAACACGAGCAUGACGCUCGUCGCUGCCAUGUACAUCAUGGUCGGCUUCUACGGCUACCUCAAGUACGGCGACGACGUGCUUGGCAGCAUCACGCUCAACCUUCCCCACGAGCCGUGAGUGUCGCGCUAACGA
Priapulus caudatus is the source of this 301-nucleotide messenger RNA. Its product is annotated as proton-coupled amino acid transporter 2-like. The record is from RefSeq and is a predicted model, not a curated record. Gene Ontology annotation, biological process: amino acid transmembrane transport. The transcript has 2 exons. Gene Ontology annotation, cellular component: vacuolar membrane. Gene Ontology annotation, molecular function: amino acid transmembrane transporter activity. NCBI's taxonomy places the organism in Eukaryota, Metazoa, Priapulida, Priapulimorpha, Priapulimorphida, Priapulidae. The coding region runs from base 35 to 286 and encodes 83 amino acids.